Molecule: messenger RNA, 1069 nt
Organism: Pseudo-nitzschia multistriata
Lineage: Eukaryota; Bacillariophyta; Bacillariophyceae; Bacillariales; Bacillariaceae
Source: the annotation of a GenBank genome assembly
CAGAAWGAUUGAAGAAAAUAGAAAAUUGCAGGUCAAACAAAGUUUGAGUACGAAUAGAACGUACGUAACUCGUACUAGUGAAAGGACAUCCUAGAUGUCUGAAAGAAUGAUCCCUCAGAAGUCUACAAUCCAUCGYAACCAACCCUGGAGCACAAGAAGCCAGCUAGUAAACCAUCUCUUCAAAAGAGGAGGCGCAAAAUCUCACAGCAGCUGUAGUAUCCCGAGAGAGCUAGUUUACACAAGGAAAAUUCGUCGUCGGCCUUUGGUAUGAAAAUUCGGAGCAAAAACUCUCCGUCCCCUUUGUCKUUGAUAAUUCCAAUUGCUAUCAUGUCGGUGCUGGCAAUGACAAGGAAUGGCCUCAAAGGACGUAUUCUCGUCGACGGUUUCGCUUUGAGUCGCCAAUCACGAGCUCGRUUCUCGAGAAGUGCUGCAGAUAAGGUAUCYUCGACUUCAUCAUCAUUAUCUUCAUCUUCGGAUACAAUCAAUGGUGGCAGCUCCAAGGUAGAGAGUGACGCAUCGGUUUCYACGAGGUUGUUCUCGGAAGAGAUCAAUGUCUUGUACGAUUCGAAAUGUAACGUUUGCAAACUCGAAAUGGAUUGGUUGGUAUCCCGCGACAUUCGCUUAAACGGUCCGGACAACAGAAAAUUGAGACUAACGGACCUGGAAGACAAUUUCGACGAAACCGAUCCCGCUAACGGUGGAAUAGACUAUGAUACGGGCAUGGCGGCGAUAUAUGCCAUCAAACACGACGGAACAAUCUACAAGGGCGUACCUGUGUUUGAAAUUUCCUAUGACCAAGUAGGACUGGGAUGGAUUUGGAAAAUAARCAAAGUGCCAGCAGUCAAUCGAUUUUUGAAUUGGGGAUACGAGAUUUUUGCACGGAACCGGACGAAGAUUACCAGGGGGACGCCUCUCGAGGAAUUGCUGCGAUUGAAUGCCGAAAAGAAAAAGGCAAAGGCAAUGGAGGAUUGUGAAUCUUGCAAUAACAAGAUCAUCUAGAAUACAAGUAACUGUUUCGUAAUCAAUGUCAAAUGUGAAAGAACAACUUGAAUAAUACAUUUYAAACCGA